Molecule: messenger RNA, 552 nt
Organism: Rhipicephalus microplus (southern cattle tick)
Lineage: Eukaryota; Metazoa; Arthropoda; Arachnida; Ixodida; Ixodidae
Source: RefSeq, a predicted model, not a curated record
AUGGACACCACACCCAACAGCGACACCACGCUAAAUCCUAUGGUACAUGACCCUGUUAUCGCUACUCUCAGGCUCCAGGAGUUUUGGCAGGCGGAAUCUGUACUGUGGUUUCUGAGCGUCGAGCCACUAUUUCAACGACACCAGAUAACAUCGCAAACAGCGUGGUACAGUUACGUCAUCGGUGCUUUCCUACCUGCGGUCAUCGCCAUCUUAAGAGACAUUCUGUGUUCUUUACCCCCUGACAACCCCUACGACACACUUAAAGACGAGCUCAUACACUGCACAACUGAGUCGGAACAGUGUAGGCUGCAGCAGCUACUCACUUCGGAAGAACUAGGUGACCGAACGCCUAGGGAGCGUCUGCUUCGCACGCGACACCUGAUUGGGGACCACUCUGCUGCAUUGGACGCAUCCAUCUUACGCAAACUCUUCCUACAGCGACUGCCACAGCAGGUGCGGAUGAUUUUGAGCCUAUCGUUUACAGAUACCCUCGACUCGCUAGCGUGGAUCGCCGACAAGAUAAUGGAUAUCGGUGUGCCGUCAUUAUCUUGA